AUGCCUCAAGAAUGGAAUGAGGACCACCUAAUAAAACUUUUAAAGAAAGGCAACCUUAAAGUAUGCAAAAAAUACAGAGGAAUUGCAAUACUAUCAGUGGCAGCAAAGGUACUGCAUAGAGUUCUCCUUAUACGACUUCAUAAGGCUAUAGACGAAAAACUUCGUGAACAGCAAGGAGGAUUUAGGAAAGACCGAUCAUGCAUAGACCAGAUAGUCACACUACGCGUAAUAAUUGAACAGUCUUUAGAGUGGAACACCUCGUUACUGAUUGACUUCGUUGACUUCGAAAAGGCAUUCGACAGCUUGGACAGAAAAAUCCUUUGA
Messenger RNA from Mytilus trossulus (common blue mussel), 324 nucleotides. RefSeq lists its product as uncharacterized. The coding region runs from base 1 to 324 and encodes 107 amino acids. NCBI's taxonomy places the organism in Eukaryota, Metazoa, Mollusca, Bivalvia, Mytilida, Mytilidae. The transcript has a single exon. The record is from RefSeq and is a predicted model, not a curated record.